CGCCCUCGCUGGCGGUUGCCGCCCGCCCUGGCCGUGAGGGACGGGGCGGGGGCGACCAUGGCGGCGGCGGAGGGGGGACGGGGCAGCGGCGGCGGGGACGACGAUGUCCCCUCCGCCACCCGCCUGCAGGCCUACGCCUGGUGCCGCGAGUUCCUGUCCGGUUCCUGGAAGCUCAUCGGACCGGAGGAGUUCGGGAUCUGGCCGGUCAGCGGGGGUCUCAGUAACCUCCUGUACAAGUGUUCGCUGCCCGAGCGCAUCCCGAGCGUGGGGGACGAGCCCCGGCAGGUGCUGCUGCGCGUCUACGGGGCCAUCCUGCAGGGCGUGGACUCUCUGGUCCUGGAGAGCGUCAUGUUCGCCAUCCUCGCCGAGCGCUCCUUGGGGCCGCGCCUUUUCGGGGUGUUCCCCCAGGGCCGCCUGGAGCAAUACAUCCCGAGCCGGCGGCUGCGCACGGAGGAGCUGCGGGACCCCGCGGUGUCCGGGGAGAUCGCGGCCAAGAUGUCGCGGUUCCAUGGGAUGGUGAUGCCCUUCAACAAGGAACCCAAAUGGCUCUUCGGGACCAUGGAGGGGUACCUGGAGCAGAUCUCGGAGCUCUCGUUCCCGGAUCCGGCCCAGCGGGAGCAGCUGGAGCAGCUCCGGAGCCUCAACCUGGAGCAGGAGAUGAGGAGCCUCAGGGCUCUGUUGGAGGCCACCCCGUCCCCGGUUGUUUUCUGUCACAACGAUGUGCAGGAGGGGAACAUUCUGCUCCUGUCGGGGCGCGAGGGCAGCUCCGACCGCCUGAUGCUCAUCGACUUCGAGUACAGCAGCUACAACUACAGGGGGUUUGACGUGGCCAAUCACUUCUGUGAGUGGGUGUACAGCUACAGCCACGAGCGCUGGCCGUUCUUCCUCGCCCGCCCUGAGCACUACCCCAGCCGGCAGCAGCAGCUCCAUUUCAUCCGGCAUUACCUGGCCGAGAGCGGCGGGGGCGGCACCGGGGGAGAACAACGGGAACGGGAGGAGCAGCUGCUGCUGGAGAGCGACCGCUUCGCCCUGGCCUCUCACUUUUUCUGGGGUCUGUGGUCGGUGGUCCAGGCCAAGAUCUCCACGAUCCAGUUCGGGUACCUGGAUUACGCCCAGAGUCGUUUCCAGGCCUAUUUCCAGCACAAAUCUCGCUGCUCCUGAGCCAGACCCCAAAUUUGGGGGGUCCCCAAAGGAUUUUGGGGGUCCCCAAACAAUUUUUGGGGUCCCCAAAUGAUUUUUGGGGUCCCCAAAU
This is a messenger RNA of Poecile atricapillus (Black-capped chickadee), 1252 nucleotides long. Its product is annotated as choline/ethanolamine kinase-like. The transcript has 11 exons. Gene Ontology annotation, molecular function: choline kinase activity; ethanolamine kinase activity. Gene Ontology annotation, biological process: phosphatidylethanolamine biosynthetic process; CDP-choline pathway. Lineage: Eukaryota; Metazoa; Chordata; Aves; Passeriformes; Paridae. The coding region runs from base 58 to 1161 and encodes 367 amino acids. Gene Ontology annotation, cellular component: cytoplasm. The record is from RefSeq and is a predicted model, not a curated record.